AUGCUUCGAGAAACAAGUGUUAUUCGUCGCGUAGGAACGGAUGUAGCGCAGGUGAUGGCAUCUACAGCAGUUUUUCUAUGUGGUCAACUUGGUGCUCUUUCCGUUGUACUCAACGUUUUUGUAAUUUCCGCUCUAAUCAGAAAUCGCCGUCGAGUGCUCACAAACGUUUUCUAUGUGAUUGUUCUUCACUGCGCUGUUCUGGAUGUGGCACGAGGACUCUGCCUAAUCGUUUAUGGACUUCCCUAUUUUGCUAACACUAUAUACAAGAUAAAUUUAUCCAUAUCGACAAAAGUAGCGUUAUUUAGGUCGUCAACAUUCGCUUUAGUGGUUUUACGUAUCUGUAAUUUACUGACAAUAUUCAAUCUACUAGUAUUCACCACAAAUGAAUUUGUUGUAAUACGAUAUCCUUUACAUUAUCGGCGAUAUUUUCGACGCAGAGCUGUUCUAGGAAUAUUGAGCUGUUGUUGGGUUAUAAGCAUCAUUAUGGGUCUAGGUCUGCUCGUUCCUCCUUCUUCACCUUAUCUACAGGAUCCUGAUGAAAGGCCUUGGCACAUUGACAUUGCCACGUUAAGUAUGCUGAUGAUCUCUAUUUUAUGUUUUUUUGUCCUCGCCAUAGUGGUGGUUUGCUAUGCAUUUAUACUUCGAACAAUUCGAAGAUUCAAAGAUGAAAACGGGACUUUGAAUGACGGCCGUAGUUAUAAGCAUAGAGGUUCAAAGAAAACCACGAAUGGAACAAAUAAUUCUGGAAGAAAGAUACAAGCAAUGGCUCGACAUAAGUACAUCUAUGUGAUCGGUACGGUACUGAUCGUUGAUCUACUUUUCCUCUGUCCAUAUUCGGGAAUUCAACUGGUUGCCUUCCUACAUAUUAAUCAUCUUAUUGAAAUCACUCACAGCAGCACGUUGAUACGGUGGUGGCUACAGGUGUUCAUUGGUGUUCACUCUGUCUGUCAACCGCUCUGUUACUUCCGAAUGACGGAAUUUCGUCGCCUAGCCUGCUGUGCAUCCCGUGCUGCUUGGAACAAAUCCAAGAGUUUCUCGGCCUUUAAUAAGAGCUACGGUACUAAUACGCGAUCAGUAGUCAGAGACGAGGAUCUGAUAGAUCCUCCUGAUUCGCCACAAAUUAAGGAUCCACUAUUGGUAAACGAACAAAAAGUAGCUCAAGCCUCACCAGCUCAUGUAUGGUCCCGUGGCGAAUCCGUACGAAUAAGGACAACAAACGGCACUCAAGUCACUAAGGUAGAUAUCGACGGCGGACCAGAUCUGGAUAUCGAAAUGGCAUUGAUCAGGAAGACGUCGGUACCGUUCUGA
This is a messenger RNA of Necator americanus (New World hookworm), 1308 nucleotides long. RefSeq lists its product as uncharacterized. The transcript is spliced from 12 exons. Gene Ontology annotation, biological process: G protein-coupled receptor signaling pathway. Gene Ontology annotation, molecular function: G protein-coupled receptor activity. The coding region runs from base 1 to 1308 and encodes 435 amino acids. The record is from RefSeq and is a predicted model, not a curated record. NCBI's taxonomy places the organism in Eukaryota, Metazoa, Nematoda, Chromadorea, Rhabditida, Ancylostomatidae. Gene Ontology annotation, cellular component: plasma membrane.